GUAGUGAGUGUUUCCCUGCACCAAUUGUGCGUGCAUGGACAGAGUCAGGAACAGCUCCAAUCGCGAUUUUAUAACGGGAAACCCAACUGUGUUGCGACGUGUGUUUGCCGUCUGUUUGUUUGUUGCCUACUGAACAACUCCGUUGCCUCCUCUUGGUCCUCUCUGCUCUUUCCCUAUCCCGCUUCUCUUCUUCUACUCUGCUCACUGUUUAAUAUUUUUUUCUCGUUUAUGAGUUAGUUGACGAGCUUAUCAUGUCGUGUUCUUAUUCUUUGUUGUUUUUAAUUUUUUAUGGUUUUGAUGGUUUGUGAGUAUUGGAGGGUGAUUGUUUCUUUGCGGUUUUAGUUUCUUUUUGUGGUUUUGUUGAGGUUGAGAGUGUUUUGGAGUUAGGGUAGGGGUUUGGCAAAGGGAAAUUGUGGCGAUGGAUGAUCAGCCGCAGUCGAAGCGGAGGAGGAGGCCGAGUGUGAGACUGGGAGAAAUCGGCUAUGCGGCGCCCUACGAUGCGUCGUCGUUGUGGGUGGAAGCGCCUAGGCAACGGAGGAAGCAAGUCGGAGCGGGGAAGUCGCCAUCGGCGGAGGUGUUGAGUAUAGGAAAGGGGAAUAGUGGUAAGAAGGCACCGCGAACUCGGCCCCUCGAGCAGGUGGCGGGGGACAAAGUGGUGAUGGAGGAGGAGUGGGAGGUGAUUGAACCCAUUGCAGCGUCUGAAGAUGAGCAGAGGUUUGUGACAGCGGUGCAAAAAUUGGUAAAUGCUGCAGGUCCGGGUGGUAGUAGCACGCCCGUGAAGGAACAGCAGGCGAAGCGGCACACUGGCGUCUUAAGGAAAGUGAAUAAUAAAGUGCGCGGUAAGGGGCCUGGAGGACCCCGUCUGGGAUGGAGAUCGAGCGGUAAGCACGAAGGUAUUAGGUCCAAACCUCCGCUUGGCGCCGAUUCGCCGGAAAGCAGAGGAGACGAAGAGGACGACGACGAGGUGGAUAAGGAAAUUCUUCCUUUACAGGCGGACGAUGAAGCUCCAUUUUUGGCUGAAACAUCUUCAGAUUCCGAUGAACCUCUAGGAAGUGGUUUGAAAGUAGAAGAGGAUAUGCCAGCUGAUGAUUCGGAGAAUGGCGCCUCCGCAGGUAGCGAGGAUGGCGACGCUGGCGCUAAUCCCAAUAAUCAUGGCGACGAAAUACAGGGUGCGAUUGAGGAUGGUCCAGGGCAAGCAAAUGGAAAAGGGUUUAGUAAAAUGAAACAACGUGAGGGAGAACGAAGAUCAGGAAGGCAGGCUGCAAGUAGGGACGUGGAAAUUAGGGAUAGUGAGAAUCGGGAUAUGGCGAGUGCAGAUAUUGUAGGUAGAGACAAGGGCGUUUCGAGUAGAGAAAUCGCGGGAGAACCUAGCGGGCGCUUCCAGGCUGCUGCAGCGGUAGCAGAUGGAACGACCACUAUCACUCCCAGUUCCAGCCAGAGAGGUUUGCUGUCUGCAGGGGUCAGUGGAUGGUUACAAGACCUUGGAUUGGGAAAGUACUCAGAAUUGUUUGAACUCAACGAAGUUGAUACUGAAGUACUUCCACUUCUAACCAUGGAUGAUCUACGAGAAAUGGGAGUGGACGCCGUUGGUGCCCGACGCAAGAUGUUCACAGCUAUUCAAGAACUGGGACAGAUUCGUGGAAUUUAAUGCACCCCAAAAGGCAGCAGGUUGAUUCUUUCAAGGUCUUCUAGGUUCGGUCGAGGUUAAGCAGCAGGACAUUUACACUUGUCGUGAUUAAGUGUAUCAUUUAUCUUAGGUUCCCUUUGAUUUUGUACAUUCUGAUCAAUUAAUAUAAGUACACGUUGCCAUGCA
This is a messenger RNA of Physcomitrium patens, 1813 nucleotides long. RefSeq lists its product as uncharacterized. Lineage: Eukaryota; Viridiplantae; Streptophyta; Bryopsida; Funariales; Funariaceae. The record is from RefSeq and is a predicted model, not a curated record. Gene Ontology annotation, molecular function: protein binding.